Messenger RNA from Toxotes jaculatrix (banded archerfish), 330 nucleotides. Its product is annotated as parathyroid hormone-like. NCBI's taxonomy places the organism in Eukaryota, Metazoa, Chordata, Actinopteri, Toxotidae. Gene Ontology annotation, cellular component: extracellular region. Gene Ontology annotation, biological process: intracellular calcium ion homeostasis. The transcript has 2 exons. The record is from RefSeq and is a predicted model, not a curated record. The coding region runs from base 1 to 330 and encodes 109 amino acids. Gene Ontology annotation, molecular function: hormone activity.
AUGCGGAACAGGGACUAUAAAAUCGUUUUCAUUUCACUCUGUGUUCUACACCUCUCCACUCUCUGUGAAGGCCGUCCCUUAAGUAAAAGGACGGUGAGUGAGGUCCAGCUCAUGCACAACCUCGGGGAGCACAAGCAGGUGCAGGAGCGCCGGGAGUGGCUGCAGAUGAGGCUCCGGGGCAUCCACACCGCCGCAGCCCGGGGCAGCAGCGGGGAAGUGGGCCGGACGAGGAGGCGGCUGCGUCCCGAGGAGCUGCCCGACCUGACACCAGAAGAGAUUCAAUACGCUUUGAACUUCUUGGAAAAGCUCCUCAAGUCAAGGCAGUCGUGA